Molecule: messenger RNA, 404 nt
Organism: Trypanosoma rangeli
Lineage: Eukaryota; Euglenozoa; Kinetoplastea; Trypanosomatida; Trypanosomatidae
Exons: 1
Source: RefSeq, a predicted model, not a curated record
CACUCCUGCUGCAGUGCGCUGAGGGAAGUGGCGGCGUUGGGGAGUUUGUGGGGGCCGUGAUGGGAAGUCUCACCGGCAUGCGCACUGCGUGUUGCUGCUGGCGGGGUUUGAAGGGGCUGGGCGGGGGAGACGGUAAGCGAGGUGCUUAUGAAUUUGUUUUUUUAUAUUAUUUUAAAUUUAUGCGGGAGGCGUCCCACACUGCGGACUCUCCGUGCGUGUGGGCGUUUCUUCAGGCGGCGGCGAGUGUGCGAUCGUGCAGCCCACGCGUUUGUCGGUGCGGCCUCAGUUUUGGAUUGUCGCUGUUGUUUGCGGGGUGCCUGCUGGGGGCGCGGGCGGUGACUAUCGUUGUGUUCUUUUUUUUCUUUUUUUUCCCCGCCUCAAAGGCUCUGCGCCACCACCAAUAA